This is a messenger RNA of Peronospora matthiolae, 387 nucleotides long. Lineage: Eukaryota; Oomycota; Peronosporomycetes; Peronosporales; Peronosporaceae. The record is from the annotation of a GenBank genome assembly.
AUGUCGGUAGAAGGACGUCUGUGUGGAGAGUUCUCAGUACGUUACUUCCCAUCGCCGGUAACGGCGUUACCAGACAAUCCAGUGGUGGGAGAACUACCUCGGUGCAGGAGUCUUGGCUUCCCGCCGCGUGCUUGCCACGGAGAAAAUCUAUGCGAUCCAGAUGUGGUGGCAUUGCUAGUUGCUUCGUCUGUCGUGAAGUUGAGAGAUUCGCGUCGACCUGGCGAUCACACAGUAGACGGACGUUGCUGUGUUCGUGGGGGUCAUUUGAACAUGGCCGAGUCACUGCCGGUCACGGCGUUUGGAUCCGCCUGCCGUGCGCAUCGGUCGGUGUCAAGGUCGUGCUUGAAGGCCAGCCUGACCACAUCGGCGAAUUCGUGCAAAUUGUGA